AUUUCACAUCCCCCAUAACCCUGAUAAUACGCUUCUUCUCCAUCAAUUUCCCUCUACAAAUCUCACUUUCCUCUCCUCAUGGCCAAACCUAAUCCCUCAACAGCAUCUGAUCUCCCGAUAGAUCCAUCACGAGAUCGAAUUUAGUAUAUACAGUUUUCAAAACUUUUUUGUUUUCUCCAAUUCACGGCACCUGAAAUGAUGUCUGAAUCUGAUCAAGAGCUUCUGCUCCAAAAACUGGACGUCUUCAAGAUUCAUGGAAGAGACAAGAGAGGUCGUAAGAUCCUACGCAUCGUCGGAAAAUCAUUUCCAGCUCGAACCGUUUCGAUUGACGUUCUGAAGAAGUUUCUAGAAGAGAAAAUCUUCCCUAAAUUAGAGAAUCGUCCAUUCUGCGUCGUGUAUUUACACACCGGCGUUCAAAGGAGCGAGAAUUUCCCAGGGAUUUCAGCAUUGCGAUCCAUUUACGAAGCGAUUCCGUUGAAUGUAAGAGAGAAUCUCGAAUCUGUCUACUUCGUUCAUCCUGGCCUCCAAUCCAGACUCUUCCUAGCCACCUUCGGCCGCUUCCUUUUCACCGGAGGGUUAUACGAAAAGCUGAAUUAUGUAAGCAGGCUAGACUAUUUGUGGGAUCAUAUAAAGAGGAAUGGGAUUGAGAUUCCAGAGUUUGUUCAGGAUCAUGAUGAUGAUCUUGAAUAUCGUCCGAUGAUGGAUUAUGGCCAGGAGAGUGACCAUCCUAGGGUUUAUGGUGCACCGGCAGUGGAUUCAUCUGAGCCUAUGUACUCUAUGAGGUGCAUCUCAUAGUUCAUUAUGAAAGAAAGAAAGAAGAGAAUCAAAAACAUCCUCCUUAUGUGGGUGAAUUUUGUUCUUAAAAUGGUGUAUAUAAUCAAAAUAGUAUAUUUUUCCCAAAUUUAUGUCUUUUGAUUAAAGUGUUGAUUUCCCAAGAGUUUGGUUCUUGUUGGAAGCUCAAUGUUUAGUUAUAAGUUCAUUUGUAUUUAUUUGCUUUGUUUUGAUUAUAUGAUAGUGUCUUUGUUUUCCUAGAA
Molecule: messenger RNA, 1034 nt
Organism: Impatiens glandulifera
Lineage: Eukaryota; Viridiplantae; Streptophyta; Magnoliopsida; Ericales; Balsaminaceae
Product: rho GTPase-activating protein 68F-like
Exons: 3
Coding region: 196-795 (199 amino acids)
Source: RefSeq, a predicted model, not a curated record